Petromyzon marinus (sea lamprey) is the source of this 2686-nucleotide messenger RNA. RefSeq names its product mitogen-activated protein kinase kinase 5 (gene MAP2K5). Gene Ontology annotation, biological process: MAPK cascade; protein phosphorylation. The record is from RefSeq and is a predicted model, not a curated record. NCBI's taxonomy places the organism in Eukaryota, Metazoa, Chordata, Hyperoartia, Petromyzontiformes, Petromyzontidae. Gene Ontology annotation, molecular function: ATP binding; MAP kinase kinase activity; protein binding.
GCGGCACGCACGUGUUCGCGCGCGCCGCCCCCAAUCGUCGUCAUCAUCAUCAUCAUCGCCGCCGCCGCCACUGUCAGAAAAUCGUGAGCGCCUUAGGCAGAAUGAGCCCUCGCUCCUGUCGACAGCCAUGGACGAACGCACGCUCGUAAUUCGCAUAAAGACGCCGGAUGGAAACGACGUCGAUUGGAGCGUCGACCCCAUUCCGCAGCUCUAUUUCAGAGACGUGCUGGAUGUCAUCAGUCAAGUCCUCCCUGAGGCCACGACCACAGCCUUUGAAUACGAGGAUGAGGAUGGCGAUAGAAUCACCGUUCGGAGCGACGACGAAAUGAAAGCCAUGCUGGCCUAUUACCUGGGCACGAUGCAUGACAUGCAGAUGUCCGGGGAAAUGGUGGAGCCUUUGAACAUCUACCCGAGGGCUUGCAAGCCACCAGGGAAGCGAAACAUACACGGCCUGAAGGUAAACACGCGCGCCGGGCCAGGGAGCGGGGCCACCGCCUCCACCGCCAGCACGAGCGACAGCGGCGGCAGUAGCGGCCUCCCCACCAACAGUUUAAAGAAGCCCUCGGCAGAGCUGAAUAAGAUCCUGGCGAACGAGCAGAUCAGUGAGCAGGACAUCGAAUACCAGGACAUGCUUGGCCAUGGAAACGGAGGAACCGUCUACAAAGCCAAUCACCUCCCGAGCGGGAAGAUCAUGGCAAUAAAGGUGAUUCCGUUGGACGUGACGCCAGAGGUCCAAAGGCAGAUCAUGUCAGAGCUGGACAUUCUUUACAAGUGCGAUUCUUCUUACAUCAUAGCCUUCUACGGUGCAUUUUUUGUUGAAAACAGAAUAUCCAUCGCGACGGAAUUCAUGGACGGGGGCUCCCUGGACAUGUACGGCACGGUCCCUGAGCACGUCCUUGGCCGCAUCGCGGUGGCGGUGGUGAAGGGGCUGACGUAUCUGUGGAGCUUGAAGAUUCUACACCGCGACGUCAAGCCCUCGAACAUUCUGGUGAACACUCGGGGGCAGGUGAAGCUCUGCGAUUUCGGCGUGAGCACCCAGUUGGUCAAUUCAAUCGCCAAGACGUACGUCGGAACCAAUGCUUACAUGGCGCCCGAGAGAAUUGCCGGGGAGCAGUACGGCAUCCACUCGGACGUGUGGAGCCUCGGGAUCUCAUUCAUGGAGCUGGCUCUUGGGAGAUUCCCGUACCCGCAGCCAACGGCUAACGCUCCAGUGGCAAGGGAAACCUUAACUGGUCCUGGGCACGCCCCCUCACGCCCUUCACCGACAAUCGCUGACCAUCCUGCUAAAGCACGGCCAGACAGCCAUCGCGACCAACCAGGGCAUGGUGUGAGGCCUUCAUCCAGCAGUGGAUCGACAAAGAUCCAGAAGAAUCAGGGUUCACUAAUGCCAUUGCAGCUGCUGCAAUGCAUCGUGGUUGAGAACCCUCCCACGCUACCGGCAGGACAGUUCUGUGCCCCCUUCGAGCACUUCAUCACGCAGUGCAUGAGGAAGUUGCCAACCGAGAGGCCGGCACCAGAGGAUCUCAUGUUCGCGAUGGAAGCAGUGCGUGCAUGCGCAACCCCGUUCCGCGAGGGCCUCGCUGCGCCGGGCCGGUUGUCGGGGCCUUUUCACCGUACUUCACCACGCCGGUUCACCAGUUCAUCAAGCAGUUCGACGAUGGCAACGCGGAGGUGGUGUCCAUGUGGGUGUGUCGCAGCCUGGAAGAGAGGAGGGCCAACGCCCCCGUCUGACCCCGUGACCUCUUCGCUUGCUCGCUGAGUGCGUGGACGGCAGUGCCUGAACGACGCGAGCAGGACAAGGAGGUUACGUCGUUUUCGGACUCUUUGAGUGAAGGACUCUGUUAUAAGCUCCCUCGCUCGCUCGCUCGCACGCACGCACGCACGCACGCACACACGCGGGUCUAUCGAUACGCACGCAAGAAAUAUACAGCAAAGGCCGCCGUUCGCCACUGAGGUGUUGGUGGCUGUCACCGCAACACUUGUGACAAGCUGGGUGACCCGGAGGCCCCGGGAGGCGUCGAAGGCUCGCUGGCAGGAGGGCACGCGACAGACCCAUUGCCUGUUGCGGUUAACCGACUGGGAUGAGAAUAUGUGCACGUACGUGAGCGCAUGCAGCAGACAUGCGCUCAUAUACAUGCGCACACACACUUGGAUGUCGCGCACACUGACACAUGCGCACAUAUAUAUAUACACAGACACACGAGGACGUUUUCUUACCUUUUUUUAUUGACACUCGUUGGCUUGAACAAAAAAAAGUGUCGCUGCCACGGUUCUGCCUAUGCACAAAGAAGUUUAGCGCAACAGAACCGUGACCCCGUGACCUAACAAAAACUGGAACUCUUUUUUUAUUUUACAAUGUAAGGCCCACUGAGCUAUUAUAGUUCUUUUUUUUCAUAAGUGACCUGGCCACAGUUCAUAGCUCAACGAAGUAUAGCUUAUCGCGUUCACAUUCAUAGCAGCCAAAUACUCUAUAAACUCACGUCGAUUCCAAAUGUGAAGGGAUAAAAACCGGAGAAAAGUCCACACGACCGCGGGGAGAACACGCCAACUUCAAAUAUAGAGCAGGCGUCAGGGUUCGGGAUCGAACCCGCGAACCUCCUGCAUACCAGGCGAGGGAGUUAACAUCUCCUAGCCACCGCCACGACCUCACGUGACCAGGAGCAUGCGGCUGGACUCGGUUGCACCA